GUGACUAGUGCCCACUACCCCCUUCCAGGCAGCACCUGUUCUUUUGGCCGAGUGUGUAGUUUGCUUACCAGCAGGGUAGCUAGCUAGCAACCAUUGCUGGAUCAUUGACAUUGGACCGUCUGUCUACUUGAGUAGCUUGUAAACAAGUUGGCAUAUUGCUUGCUUUGGCUUUUUUUGGUCGGUCCCUCAACGCGUGACAUGCCGGUGUUUGUAGAAGACCCCGCUCAGUUCUCCAAGCCAAGACUGAAGUCGGAGUUGAUAGCCCACAAUGUCACACUACCUGCGGCAGAGAACAAGAAGCAAGUCUACGUGGAACUAUAUUUGAAACACAUCAGUCAGAAAAAUGUUGCAGAUUUCUCUAGCGAUGAGGAAGAUGACCAGCAAGAUGUUGUGGAAAUACAAGACAGCCAGGACUGUGUGAGUAAUACUGAUGGGUCGUUCGCGAACGAACGGCUCUUUUUGGUGAACAUGGGACCGAAUGGCAUCAGUGAAAAAGCCGUUAAUUUGGCUCCCUGAUUUGCAUAUUGCUACUACUGUUUUUAAAAUAAUAAUGCCGUUUAGCAGACGCUUUUAUCCAAAGCGACUUAGUCAUGUGCGCAUACAUUUUUACGUAUCGGUGGUCCCGGGGAUCGAACCCACUACCCUGGCGUUACAAGCGCCAUGCUCUACCAAUUGAGCUACAGAUGACCACAACUCAAAAACAACGUUUUUCUGCAGAUAAGUUACAAACUAAUUCUCUGAAGAUGGUGAAUCCUCACUGCAGAAACAAAUAGUAGAGAGAGCGUGUCAAUCUGGUGCACACUGAUUUUAAGUGCAUAGAAAAAAUAAAUGUAUUUGAACGCGCAUGUCACGAUUGGACAUAAUGGUAGCCAACCCUUUUGGCUUUACAUUAAAUACUGUAUGUGCAAUUUUUUCAUGGUUCUAGGUCGAUUUGUAAGUAUUUUGGUCGAAGAGUCGUUUGGGAGUUAGCCUGCUAUUUUACUUGAACAGAGCCAAAACGAAUGCCCAUAGUAAGUAGAGCUGUCAUGUCUAUAGGACAACUAAUUAUUUGUAAGUGAAUGGCUUUACUGCUCCUCAAGUCUUGAGGAUCAAGCCAACACAAUUUUAUAUAUAUUGUUGCAGAUUUGUGUUCUUCUGAUCUGGAUCAAAUGAUCUUUCUAUAUCCAGUCCUCACAAUCUAUUUGGGAAUAGCAAUCAAAACCAUAUGCACACUUAUCAGUGUUUAUUAUUGUGUCCCCCCUCCCCUCUUCAGAGUCAUUACCCCAUUAAUUGACGCUAACUACUUUAGCGCCUAUUGACGAUAGUAUCUUCUGACCGGGGGAGUUUUGUUAAGAGCCCUGAAGCUUACUCUAAACAUUAACACGCAUCGCUUGCGGUAGUGUUUUGGAAACAUAAGGAACGUAUCUUUCAUAUCAUAAAAAAUGUAAAUUACUACACACCUUUUAUAGGGUCAGUGUUCCCACACGUCCAUAUCUCCAUGUUACAGUGCGUGUUUACUGAAGACAGACAGCCACAUGUGCUAAUUAGCUAUCUAGCGUGCAGGGUUGGGUAGGUUACUUUCUAAAUGUAAUCCGUUAGUUACUAGUUACCUGUCAAAUCAAUCAAUCAAUUUUAUUUUAUAUAGCCCUUCUUACAUCAGCUAAUAUCUCGAAGUGCUGUACAGAAACCCAGCCUAAAACCCCAAACAGCUAGUAAUGCAGGUGUAGAAGCACGGUGGCUAGGAAAAACUCCCUAGAAAGGCGAAAACCUAGGAAGAAACCUAGAGAGGAACCAGGCUAUGAGGGGUGGCCAGUCCUCUUCUGGCUGUGCCGGGUGGAGAUUAUAACAGAACCAUGCCAAGAUGUUAAAAAAUGUUCAUAAGUGACAAGCAUGGUCAAAUAAUAAUCAGGAAUAUAUCUCAGUUGGCUUUUCAUAGCCGAUCAUUAAGAGUUGAAAACAGCAGGUCUGGGACAGGUAGGGGUUUCGUAGCCGCAGGCAGAACAGUUGAAACUGGAAUGGCAGCAAGGCCAGGCGGACUGGGGACAGCAAGGUGUCAUCAUGCCCGGUAGUCCUGACGUAUGGUCCUAGGGCUCAGGUUCUCAGAGAGAAAGAGAGAACGAGAGAAUUAGAGAGAGCAUACUUAAAUUCACACAGGACACUGGAUAAGACAGGAGAAGUACUCCAGGUAUAACCAACUAACCCCAGCCCCCCGACACAUAAACUACUGCAGCAUAAAUACUGGAGGCUGAGACAGGAGCGGUCCGGAGACACUGUGGCCCCAUCCGAAGAAACCCCCGGACAGGGCCAAACAGGAAGGAUAUAACCCCACCCACUCCGCCAAAGCACAGCCCCCGCACCACUAGAGGGAUAUCCCCAACCACCAACUUACAAUCCUGAGACAAGGCCGAGUAUAGCCCACAGAGGUCUCCACCACAGCACAAACCAAGGGGGGGGGCGCCAACCCAAAUUGAUUACAUGUAGUCAGUUACUCCCCAGCCCAGCUAGCAUGCCAAAGAACACCAGUGUGUAAGCUAACUGGGCAGGAAGUGUAGUUCGUCAACUGGAGGCACACACAGUGUAUGGAUCUGUGCAAAACUGCUACAGUAAGUGUAUCUUUUUUAUUUGAAAGAUUAUUUCUCGCUGACAUGAAAGAUAAGGGACACAUCAGCAUAUGUUUUGGAAAACCGCUUCAAAAGCGAUGAUUAUUGACAUUUCUAAACGUUAAAACCCAGCAUCAGAAUUGUAGUUUACACUGAGCCAAAUGUGGCGACUGUAAUGGCUGAAAACCCUACAUACGGAGAAGUGUUUUCGAGAGCUACAGUCAUGUGCUCACCGAAGUAUGUUCAAAUGGUUUUAGCUUAGCUACUACUAUACUAUACUGUACUAAAAUGUUGUAUGCAGUGUUUAAGUAACGAUUUCAUGGUUUAUGGGACAGAUCUUCUGGUAAAUUAAGUUAAACAUGUUAUUGAUACUGUCCCGGGGUGACUGCCUAAAGUAAAGGGUGCACACAGGGUGGCAUGCAGCUGUUGUAGCCCCAUAUCAACUGAUACCCUGAACUCUGCAAGGUCAGCUAUAUAGUUGGCCUAGCUGACUGGACUGCAGGGAGGGGCCCAUGGAGGGGGUGAGGGGAGUGGGUCGGGGGUGGCUGUCUUCCAGAACUGGGUUGCCAAUGGCAUGCCAUCAUUCAGUGUGGUUUCACACUUAGGUAGAGCUUAAUGCUUUACUGCACUACCCCCCAGACGGUUGUAUUUCUAUAUUUACAUUUGAGAAUGUAUUGCAGAGAAGGAUUGCCCACAGGGACAUUAGUCAUGCUGAUCACUUCUUCUCACACCUGUUUUAUAUACACUCACUGAUCAGUUUAUUAGGUACACCAACCAUCUAGUACCGGGUCGGACCUACCUUUGCCUCCAGAACAGCCUGAAUUUUUCAGGGGGAUUCUACUAGGUGUUUGAAACAUUCCACAGGGAUGUUGGUCCAUGCUGACGCGAUGGCAUCACGCAGUUGCUGCAUAUUGGACGACGGUACAUUCAUGCUGCGAACAGCCUGUUCCAUCUCAUCUCAAAGAUGCUCUAUUGGGUUGAGGUCUGGGGACUGCGCAGGCCACUCAAGUAAACUGAACUCGCUGUCAUGUUCCAGGCAAAGUUUUUCCACUCAAUUGUCCAGUGUUGGUAAUCACAUGCCCAUUGGAGGUGCUUCUUCUUGUUUUUAGCUGAUCGGAGUGGAACCCAGUGUGGUCGUCUGCUGCAAUAGCCCAUCCGUGACAAGGAUCAACGAGUUGUACGUUCCGAGGUGCCGUUCUGCACACCACUGUUGUACUGUGCUGUUAUUUGUCUGUUUGUGGCCCCCCUGUUAGUUUGCACGAUUCUUGCCAUUUUCCUUCGGCCUCUCUCAUCAACAAGCUGUUUCCUGCUCACAGGACUGCCGCUGACUGGAUGUUUUUUGUUUGUCGCACCAUUCUCAGUAAGCCCUAGACACUGUCGUGCGUGAAAAGCCCAGGAGGGCGGCUGUUUCUGAGAUACUGGAUCCGGCGCGCCUGGCACCGACGAUCAUACUACACUCAAAGUCGCUUAGGUCACUCCUAACGUUGAAUCGAACUGUAACUGAAUGCCUCAAUGCCCGUCUGCCUGAUUUAUAUAGCAAGCCAUGGCCACGUGACUCACUGUCUGUAGGAGCGAUCCAUUUUGUGAACGGGGUGGUGUAUCUAAUAAACUGUUCAGUGAGUGUAUAUGGGCUCGGUUUUGCUCGAACUCAUGCUUGGAUGCUUUCAAAGGCUGGACCUGAUUUGUCGUCUUUGCAACUUACAAUACGUCAGCUAGCCUGUCAAUGAAUGGAUAUGAACACUGAAUUAUUUCCUGAAUAAGGGCUAGCACCAAGCCUUAUGUAUAAGCUGCAUUGUAGACAAAACAGGGUGACUUCUAUAGAAGCUGUAUAGGAGGUGGAAUUUGAAAUGCUGUAAAACCAGCACUUUGUGCAACUUUCUCUUGUAUUGAUUUAUUAAUGUUCUGCUGUAACAGCUAGCUUAUUAUCUUGACGUUUUGAUCACCAUUCAAUUGUCCUUAUUUUCAUUAUUCAUGAUUGUGUCUAGCAUUAUAAUCAACAUGACUGUGUUUACCCUGUCCAGUUAGUCCUGCUCAGUGGUCUGAAAUGAAUUUUUAAGAGAGACUUCUCAGUUAUGGUAAAACUUGUGUCAAGGGAUUUCCAUGUGUUUCAUCAUACAGUGAGGGAAAAAAGUAUUUGAUCCCCUGCUGAUUUUGUACGUUUGCCCACUGACAAAGAAAUGAUCAGUCUAUAAUUUUAAUGGUAGGUUUAUUUGAACAGUGAGAGACAGAAUAACAACAACAAAAUCCAAAAAAACGCAUGUCAAAAAUGUUAGAAAUUGAUUUGCAUUUUAAUGAGGGAAAUAAGUAUUUGACCCUCUCUCAAUCAGAGAGAUUUCUGGCUCCCAGGUGUCUUUUAUACAGGUAACGAGCUGAGAUUAGGAGCACACUCUUAAAGGGAGUGCUCCUAAUCUCAGCUUGUUACCUGUAUAAAAGACACCUGUCCACAGAAGCAAUCAAUCAAUCAGAUUCCAAACUCUCCACCAUGGUCAAGACCAAAGAGCUCUCCAAGGAUGUCAGGGACAAUAAUAAUAAUAAUAAUAUGCCAUUUAGCAGACGGUUUUAUCCAAAGCGACUUAAAUUCAUGCGUGCAUACAUUAUUUUUUUGUGUAUGGGUGGUCCCGGGGAUCGAACCCACUACCUUGGCGUUACAAGCGCCGUGCUCUACCAGCUGAGCUACAGAGGACCACAAAAAACAUCCAGUCAGCGGCAGUCCUGUGAGCAGGAAACAGCUUGUUGAUGAGAGAGGCCGAAGGAAAAUGGCAAGAAUCGUGCAAACUAACAGGGGGGCUACAAACAGACAAAUAACAGCACAGUACAACAGUGGUGUGCAGAACGGCACCUCGGAACGUACAACUCGUUGAUCCUUGUCACGGAUGGGCUAUUGCAGCAGACGACGACACUGGGUUCCACUCCGCAAGAUUGUAGACCUACACAAGGCUGGAAUGGGCUACAAGACCAUCGCCAAGCAGCUUGGUGAGAAGGUGACAACAGUUGCUGCGAUUAUUCGCAAAUGGAAGAAACACAAAAGAACUGUCAAUCUCCCUCGGCCUGGGGCUCCAUGCAAGAUCUCACCUCAUGGAGUUGCAAUGAUCAUGAGAACGGUGAGGAAUCAGCCCAGAACUACACGGGAGGAUCUUGUCAAUGAUCUCAAGGCAGCUGGGACCAUAGUCACCACGAAAACAAUUGGUAACACACUACGCCGUGAAGGACUGAAAUCCUGCAGCGCCCGCAAGGUCCCCCUGCUCAAGAAAGCACAUAUACAGGCCCGUCUGAAGUUUGCCAAUGAACAUCUGAAUGAUUCAGAGGAGAACUGGCUGAAAGGGUUGUGGUCAGAUGAGACCAAAAUCGAGCUCUUUGGCAUCAACUCAACUCGCUGUGUUUGGAGGAGGAGGAAUGCUGCCUAUGACCCCAAGAACACCAUCCCCACCGUCAAACAUGGAGGUGGAAACAUUAUGCUUUGGGGGUGUUUUUCUGCUAAGGGGACAGGACCACUUCACCGCAUCAAAGGGACGAUGGACAGGGCCAUGUACCGUCAAAUCUUGGGUGAGAACCUCCUUCCCUCAGCCAGGGCAUUGAAAAUGGGCCGUGGAUGGGUAUUCCAGCAUGACAAUGACCCAAAACACAUGGCCAAGGCAACAAAGGAGUGGCUCAAGAAGAAGCACAUUAAGGUCCUGGAGUGGCCUAGCCAGUCUCCAGACCUUAAUCCCAUAGAAAAUCUGGGGAGGGAGCUGAAGGUUCGAGUUGCCAAACGUCAGCCUCAACCUUAAUGACUUGGAGAAGAUCUGCAAAAAGGAGUGGGUCAAAAUCCCUCCUGAGAUGUGUACUAACCUGGUGGCCAACUACAAGAAACGUUUGACCUCUGUGAUUGCCAACAAGGGUUUUGCCACCAAGUACUAAGUCAUGUUUUGCAGAGGGGUCAAAUACUUAUUUGCCCUCACUGUACCUGGUCAUUUCCUGUCCCCACAGGAAGAAGAAGAUAAGGAAGAUCCAGAGAUGACCGACCCCUGUGGACUUACGGAUGAUGAACUGAAGGCCACACUGCUCAAAUAUGGAGUCGAAGCUGGACCCAUUGUAGGUGAGACUACUAAAGACUACACUUAUUAAAGACGUUACAUUAAAGCAGCAAUCAAGUUGAAACAAAAAAGCUAAGUGAUGGGGCUGGAGAAAUGUUACCACUCUCAAAUUCAUAGACAGAGCUAUGGAUGCAAGGACUGACCAUCCAAGAUAUCAAAAUGAUAGUUUUAACCAUGUUUUGAGGCUAUGCAGUGUUUGUUUGCUUUGAUUACAAACAUUGGAGUAAAACAAGCUUAUAUUUUGGGUUCUGAUGGGGUAAGAUAGUUUGAACUAAAGUAAUGAGGAAUUUAGAAGUUAUAUUCUUCAAAAAUCAAUGGGUAGUCCAAAAAUGUAUGUAGCUACUGAAAAUUGCCUCCUUUUAAUAUCUGUAUUUGAUUUGUAUGCACUUGCUAAUAAAACAUAUCCAUAUGGUACUUUGUACAAUGUCUUUAGUUUUAAAUUGAUCUGUUUGUGAUAGCCACCACCAGGUCUAUCUAUGAGAGGAAGCUGCAAAGGCUACUAGAACCUGCCCAGCCCAGACAGAACGGGGGCACAGGAGAUGCAGACCAGUACUCUGACAGUGAAGAAGGGGAGGAGGAGUGGGGUAUAAUCAUUCAGAUUUGUCACUGCCAUUUGUGAUAUACAGACACCGAUGUGGAUUCUGUAUACUAAAAUGGAUGACAAAACGGUGUCCUCAAACAAGGAUGUGUUUACCUCUGAUUCUGUAGGUUCAGAACAAGGAAGACCAGAGACUGUUUCAUUAGUGGAGGAAUAUCAGCAUGCUAAUGAACAGGUGAGUGCAUUCAUACUAUGAUCUUAUUUUGAGACCCUGACCAAAGAAUAGCACAUUUCCUAUGCAGCUAUGUCGUUGUCCUCAAGUAAUGAAAAGAUGUUGCCUGCAGUGCCAAUUUGUGACAGUAGUUAGGUAUUUCUGUGCCUGGGUUCUAAUGCAAACUGUUCAGUCACAAAGUCAAAAUAAGUUGUUAUAUUUUAGGAGUUGUUCUCAGCUCAGUUAUUCCUUACUUUUAACAGAUGGAACGACACUCUCUGAAUAAUAAAAAAGCUGAAUAUCAUUAUAAUCAGUGUUUUAUGCCAUCGUCCAGAAUGGUAAAUCUGUCAACUACUUAGACCACCAGCACCCUUAUUUAUGAAUUAUUCACACAUUUAAAAUGGGUGAUGGAAUUAUUUCUGGAGUGUGAUGCUUUUGUGUAAUGGGAUAAUAAUUAUGCUACCUGGCAGUGGGUUUGGAGAGUUCCGGGCCGCUAUGAAUUCAAUCCCAAGAGGAAUGCAGGGAAUCAUGGGAAUGUGGCUGAGUCUUCCAUAACAGCAGAGGGGGGGCACCGGGGGCAGUUGCCCCCAUCGCCUGUUACCCCUGGGCACGGAGUUGGGCUGAGCAGAACAUCCUCUCUGCUAGGACAUACCACAGGAUCAGUGGCAACUCUUUUAGAAAAACUCACUGAACUCUUCAAUGGGAAUGGGAUCUCUGCUCUUCUACUUGCAAUUAUUUUCCUCUUGAAUCUGCACAGUAUGCUCUCUUCUCACACUCUAAAGCUGGUGCAUAUUUUGGGUUUUAAGGGACAACUUAAGGGAUCAAGCAAGCUGUUGGAGCAUAUUUUUGGAUGUCCUGUUAUUGGCUGUGGCUCUGAAAAACAGUCUUACUUUUAACCAUGCAGGUACAGCCUCCGUCUGUAUCUUUGGGAGGCGGUCGUGAUGAUUCCUCCUAUUCCUCUUCUCAGAGCUUCAGUAUUACUGAGAUGGUAGAAGAGGGAAGUUUGUUUUGAUCUGGUUUUUGUUAUCUAAUCUUGACGAUCACAUCAACAACCUAAAUAUCUAAUCCCACAAAAGUGAUGACCAAUGAGUGAUAUGCUUUAUUUACGUUUUCCUCUGGAACCACAGAUUGAGAGUCGAAGCCCUCUCUCCAGUAGUAGAACACAGAAGCACAAUGGGAGUAAUAUUCCGGGACCUUGGCCAAGGCCCCACCGGGUCAGUAGUACUCACAAACACUUCAGUAAUCUUAUCAGUGACAAGCUGUUGUUGGUGGUGGUUACAGGGUGGAUGUGAUUCACUGGGCUGUGGUUAUCUGAGCGUGUGAGUAGAGGGGGAUGUGGAGUAUACAUUUAAUGAGUUGUUUCUCACUUCUUCUAGCAGGACAUGGCGAUGGUGGACAAGUAUACCAUGACUAACCGAUCACCUUGCGUCACCCCAAAUACCUCCUUUUUCAAACAGCAUAUCAAGGCACUUACAUUAGCUUGUUUACUUGUCUUUCAGAUUCAUUCCCAUCUUUUCACUCUUUCAACAGUUCAUACAGUAGAGGUAUGGUGUAUAUGCAGGUCUACACUCUAUACUUUAUUAUCCGGUUAAUGGUUUUGCCGUCACUAUGUCAGUUUGAUUGGGUUGUUCAUGUAUACAACCAAGCUAGUGGUUUAAACAAAGUGUUCAUUCAUACCUAAAUUUAAUGUUUUACUAAGAAAAGGUUUGGGGAAAAUGUGUCUUCAGGACUUUGAACCCAAGGUCUUGCACAAUAAGGACUUUCCCCUAACCUUUUAUCUCUUUGCCAUUCCACCUGAUCUGAUUUAAGAUGGUGAGGACACUGGUAGUGUGGACGUUUCUCUUUCCUCUCAUCUGUUUUGGUUUGGGUCAGACAGUCUGAUUUGUGGCUCUAUAUGUUUCUCUUCUUAAGGAGCCGGCCACAGAUGUCCUGAUGGAGAUGUUCCCGGAGACAGAACCCACACGCACUGGCAUUGCGUAAGUCCAGUUUCCAUAAAACAACACUACACAUAAAGAAGACUAAGGUAGCCAUCUCUCAGGUUAAAUAAGGCUAUGUCCCAGUGACUUUUUUGGUUUCUGCUUACUGAGGCUACAUAGAUUCCAUAUUCUCAUACUAUUUGCCUACCUUUUAUGUGGCUAAUUUUCCUCUUUCUUCCAGUGCCACCCGUCGGAGGCCUAUCAAGGGUGCAGCGGGGCGACCAGUCCAGUUUAAAUACCCAGACUUCCCUGCCAGUCCCAUGACCCUACAGAGACAGGCAGUGGAGUGCCGCCUGGUGCCUCUGUGGGUCCAGAUCCUGGUCUUCCUCAUCUUGACUUGCCUCCUCUACCUCAUCUACGCUGCCAUGGAGCACAGCUCGGACCAUCCCUUUGUGGCCUUGCUGGACAACCUCAGUAUGGGGAUGGAGACUGAGGGGCUGUCGCUCCAGGCUGACCCCUAGGACUUGUCUGUACACCCUCUCUAGGGAGGAGUAACUCCCCUGCUCUAGGUCUGUGUCCUGAUUUUCCACCCUUCUCCUAAAGGGAGAAAUCCUUUCCUUCAUGGAUUUAAUAAUGGAUAAAACUUCAUCCAGCCAAAGCUUAUACACAUCCUAAGCUUUCAAAUCCAUGAUGAGAAGUAGUGCACACUUCGGUAAAAGGAUGGACAAUCGGGAUACUCCACAAAUUGGUUUACAGUUGUGAGGAACUUCAUUUGGUCACCGUAAUUCACCUUUACACUCUGGAUGAUGUCACUCUUAACCAAGCAAGGUAGCCAGUACAACCAUGUUGGUUGGAAAAUGUUUAGGUGAAACUACUGUUCAAAUAUAUACAGUGAUGGUGGAAGUGCAGAAAAUAAAAUGAGAUUUGUGUAACUUAAUGGAAGAUUUUUUGUAUUUAAUUAAAAGUAUGUAUCAAUGAAAAAUGAAUGGAAUUACAGCUACAAUUUACAAGUUGGUUUGGUUGGGGUUAUCAAAGUCCAGUCUGUUUUAGAGCUCACCAAAGAUGUGGUUAUGGAAAGUAUUCUCAUGUUUUAAAGUUUUUGAGCACUGAAAUGUCAAACUAAUAAGAACUAUAUAUUUUGUGAAUACUCAUUACCUUUUUUGAACCUAUCUGUAAUUUUUAACAUUUCUGUUGGGUGUGAAACAGCUACUUUUAACCAAAAAUGUCAGGGAAUUCAGUGUUUUUUCAAGAGUUGCUUUUGUGUUGUUUUGAGUUAUUUUGAAUAAAGAGAUUUGUUUCAUUUGGACAUGGUCCCUUAAAUGAAUAUCAAA
Molecule: messenger RNA, 10648 nt
Organism: Coregonus sp. 'balchen'
Lineage: Eukaryota; Metazoa; Chordata; Actinopteri; Salmoniformes; Salmonidae
Source: the annotation of a GenBank genome assembly